Messenger RNA from Aureobasidium subglaciale EXF-2481, 6795 nucleotides. RefSeq lists its product as uncharacterized. The transcript has 2 exons. Gene Ontology annotation, molecular function: zinc ion binding; ubiquitin protein ligase activity. Bases 190 to 6693 code for a protein of 2167 amino acids. Lineage: Eukaryota; Fungi; Ascomycota; Dothideomycetes; Dothideales; Saccotheciaceae. Gene Ontology annotation, cellular component: ubiquitin ligase complex; cytoplasm. Gene Ontology annotation, biological process: protein ubiquitination; ubiquitin-dependent protein catabolic process via the N-end rule pathway. The record is from RefSeq and is a predicted model, not a curated record.
GGCAACUCGCGUGAUUCAAUCCUCUACAGAGCGCCCUUUCCCUAGGAACCUCAAUCUGCACCCUACACGAGCAGUAAUUACCGCGACCCGACCGACACCAGUACAACGCAUCAUCAUACCCACCCCACGCACCGCCGCGGCAUGUUCUUUCUAGGCGCAUAAAUUACCACCCUGGUGCAACACAACAAGAUGAUUUCAGAUCAGGAAAAGAGCUUGGGAGUCUUUCUAAGGGAUCUGCCUCGCGAGUUCAACAACCGCUACACAGAAGAAGCAGACUCGGUCCUUCGCUCUCGCCUCUUCCGCUCCCUCGUCGGCGAUGAUGAAACAAAGUUGAACCUUUUGUUCCCCGACGGUGUCCCGGAUGGAGAACAAUGGGUGCUCCGCGAUGCACAGGGCGCCGUUGAUGGCGCCGAAUACACCGCCGCAGCAAAAGGCCACCCUUGCGGCCACAUCUUCAAAGCCGGCGAGUCCACAUACCACUGCAAGACUUGCGCUGCCGACGACACUUGCGUCCUUUGUGCAAAGUGCUUCGCCGAGUCAGAUCAUGAGGGUCACAUGGUAUACAUUAGUGUCUCUCCGGGCAACAGUGGCUGUUGCGACUGUGCAGAUGACGAAGCCUGGGUCCGUCCUGUUCACUGCACAAUCCACAGCACCGACGACACACCAGGACUCAAGGCUGCUGGAAAGUCAAGCCAGACACCGACAUUACCAGACGAGCUCCUCGAGGUUGUGCGCAUGACAAUAGCAAAAGCUUUUGACUAUAUGUGUGAUGUUUUCUCAUGUUCACCCGAGCAACUGCGCCUGCCGAAGACUGAGGACACCGUAAGAAGAGAUGAGCUUCUGUCACGUCUGACUUCACAUCUUUACGGUGGCGCCGAGGUUGAUGAGUCAGACGAGGAGUACGCGCUGGUCUUGUGGAACGACGAGAAGCACACCGUCACCGACGUCCAGAACCAAGUAGCCAAGGCUUGCAAAAAGCCGAAGAGUUUCGGCCUACUAAAAGCCAUGGAGGUCAACGAUAUUGGUCGAAGUAUCAUCCACUACUCCCGCGACCUUCCCGAACUCCUGCGUAUGGCCGCAGUCAUAGAGCAGCUCAAGGUCACCGUGACAGUUCGCUCAGCCAGAGACACUUUCCGCGAGCAAAUGUGUAGCUCUGUUGUUGACUGGAUCUCUGACAUAUCAGGUUGCUCGAUUGCUUCCGACCCCCAUGUCCUCCGCAACACAAUCUGCGAAGAGCUGCUGCGACCGUGGCGUAUGGGAAGCGAAGCUAUCAAUGCUGCCAUAGGAGAAGGUGGUAUCGAUGAUCACGAGCACGAGGAAAAUGUCAGAAACCGGAGGGAGGAAGCUAGAUGGUUCCGUCCCUUGGCCGGCAUUAAUGUCGUUCGCAUAAACGUAGAGAAUGAUGACGGCGACGAGCAAGGAGUCGACGAGGACGAGGACGAAGACGACGAGAACGACAUGACUAUAGAAGAGUUUCUCAAUGCGGGACCUGACGAUGAAUUUGGCGCUGAAGCUAUGGACUUGGACCCCGAUAACGCCAACCUCCUCGCCAUGGCUGUCGCAGAUACCGACAUGGAUCUUGACCUUGUUGACGUCGACACCGAAGGUCCUGCCGAGAAUCUUGAGGCGACUUUUGCGGGAUAUCCUGCUCCCCCACCACCACCUACACGCCGUCGCACUAGAUCCGUGACAGUGAACGAAUCUGACGAUGGAGAACAACACCCUUCGUCAAGACCAGACCCACCAUCUCAGCCUUCAGCACCCUUCUCUAAUCUCCCAAAGACUCCAAAGGUCAGAGUCAGAUCGAAUCGACCCACUCGUCCUGCUCGUUAUUGGCUCGAAACCCCAGAGGAGUACAGAUCACAGUCAGCCUCUACACCGGCGGAGGACCUUUGGCAAAGAGUGCGCCUCGAUUAUCUCAUACUGUACGAUCUGAGGAUGUGGAAGACGCUACGCGUUGAUCUGCGUCAUUUGUACAUCAGCACAGUUGUGACCGUUCCUCAAUUCAAGCGCAUACUGGGACUCAGGUUCGCUGGUCUAUACACAAUGCUGGCUCAGCUCUAUCUCAUCGCGGACCGUGAACCUGAUCACUCUAUCAUCAAUCUGUCUGUCCAGAUGCUCACGACUCCAUCUAUCACCGCAGAAGUCGUAGAGAGAGGCAACUUCCUUACAAACCUGCUUGCUAUCCUUUAUACGUUCCUCACCACUCGCCAAGUCGGAUUCCCCAAGGAUGUUAACCCGAGUGCGACACUAGCAUUCGAUGCAGGGGCUGUUACCAACAGAAGGAUGUUCCACUUCUUCCUCGAUACGCGCUAUAUGUUCCAGUCCGCUUUUGUGCAGGAAAAGGUUCGAAACGAACCUCGCUAUUUGAUGCAGUUCUUGGAUCUAGUCAAGCUACACCAGGGUAUCUGUCCCAAUGUGCGAGCUGUUGGAGAGCAUGUCGAAUACGAAGCGGACGCAUGGAUCAGUGCUACCUUGAUUAUCAAAGAGAUCAACAGACUGUGUCGUCAAGUUGCAGAAGCUUUCAGAUGGUCUGAUGAUGGAGACACGACCCCUGUACAGAAUGCCAUCAGACAUACCGCGCAAGCCACCUUCAUCAACGCCUUUGGCCUUGAGCGCAACAGGUUCCCGAGCGCAGAAACCAAAGAGGCCCAGAUCUUCCUGCGUUUACUCAACAAGAAGAGACCCAAGUACAUUGAGGCGAUCAGUCGUGAGGCAGCGUGCCGUCAGGGAAGCUACAGCCUGCCUCAGUUUGACGUGACUAACGGUUCGAUGAGCUUCCACCAUCCUCUUCAUUAUCUGUUGUCAUGGUUGCUUGAGGCAGGCGUAGACAUCACACGCGAGGAAAUGCUCAGAGUGUUGCACUUCACCCCUGCAGACUUCAAAGACCCCUGGCAGACGAGUUGGAAGACUCCGCCGCAAGUCACGGCCUACGACUCUGCUGAAAUUGUGACAAUGCUCUUUGAGCAUCCUCUCCGUGUUUGCGCCUGGCUUGCUCAGAUGCGUGCCGGCAUGUGGGUCCGUAAUGGCGUAACUCUCCGUCAUCAGAUGCACCAGUACCGCGGUACCACUCAGCGAGACGUCUCUUAUCAGCGUGAUGUUUUUAUGCUGCAAGCAGGUCUUGUGCUCUCUGGCAGCCCGGACGAAUCUCUAGGCGAAAGAUUCUUGGCCCAAAUCGUUGACAGGUUCGAUCUUUCUGGCUUUGCAAAUGGCGUCUUUGAUAUUUACCCUGGUUACGACGAACAACAGCGACUUGAUGUCACUGAGGAGUUCUUCCAUUUACUCAUUAUUCUACUCAGCGAAAGGCAGAAUCUUUUGCCUGGCCAGGAUAAGCCGAGUCAGCAUGUCAAGAUCUUGCAGCGCGACAUCGCACACGUUCUUUGCUUUAAGCCGUUAUCGUUCUCUGAUAUCUCUAGCCGUUUGACCGACAGAGUUGCGGACUCUGAAGAGUUUGACACUAUCCUUGAGAGCAUGACAAACUUCCGAGCGCCUGAAGGCCUGAAUGAUUCUGGCACAUUCGAGCUACACCCUCGCUAUAUUGAGAUGAUUGACCCGUAUUAUGCCUACUAUAAUCGCAACCAGCGCGAGGAGGCCGAGACCGUUUACAGAGAAUACAUGGCCAAGAAGACCAACAAGCCGGCUGCAGAAAUCGUCUUCGAACCUCAACUCCAGCCCAUAAAUUCCGGACUCUUCAAGCACUUGGGUGCAUUCACUCAGACUACUUUCUUCAGUAGUAUCAUCUACUGGGGCAUUGAGUUUUGUCUGCGUCACGAUCAGGCCAUCGAAAAUGCUCAGAUAACGAGAAUCGAAACCAUGCUUCAUGUGGUCCUGCACCUCACUCUUCUGGCCGUGAUGGAAGAUGCUACUCCGAAGGGACCGAAGCCAAUGGUUGCAGAAGACAGCUUUGUCAGGCUAGCCAUCUCAGUGUCACACAGCGAAGAGAGCUCAGACAAGACCAUUGUAGAGUCACUUUUCCGCUUGUCGAGAAUCAAGGCAUUCGCCUCCUGCGCGCCUAAGGCUCUGCAUACCCUGGAUCUGAUGUCCGGGAAGUGGCCAGAAGAAUUUGCCAAUGCCAAAUCAAGAUUAUUGCCAGAUGAUAAAGAAGAUGUCUCUGAGAGUGCAGCCAAACCCGCCGAGGAUAAGGAAGCUAAGAAGAAAGCUGCGCUCGAGCGACAGGCGCGAGUCAUGGCACAGUUCAAGGCGCAACAAACAUCUUUCAUGGAAAACCAAGGCUUGGAUUGGGAAGCUGACGACUACAGCGAUAUGGAACAAGACAACGACUUGAAAGAGAACACUGUUGAGACCAAGGUUCGUCCCUUCCCUCAAGAACCCUGUAUUCUGUGUCAAGAGGACACCGAUGAUAGCAGAGUUUAUGGAACCUUUGCCUUUAUUGCACCGAGCAGGAUUCUCAGACAAACUCCGAUCGACGACAAAGAUUUUGUGACGGAAGUCUUGGAUACCCCAGAGAAUCUCGACCAUUCUGCGGAUGCUAUCAGACCAUUCGGCGUUGCCAAAUUCGCGACAGAAGGCGAGAAAUUGAACGCAGAUGGCUCAAAGGGCACACAAGAAAGACGAGGCCUCGGAAAAGGGUUCCCGCACAACAAAGCAUUCCAUGGGCCGGUGCUGAACAGUUGCGGACACAUCAUGCAUUUCAGCUGUUUUGAAGCUUAUCUGACAGCAACCAAGAGAAGACAUACACAACACAUCUCACGCAACCACCCUGAGAGGCCUGACACAGUGGAGUUUAUCUGCCCCCUCUGCAAGGCCCUAGGCAACACAUUCUUACCGAUCAUCUGGAAGGAAAAGCAUUAUCGUCCGUCGCAUAUACUCGAUCAACAGUGCGCUGGCUUCGAGCAAUGGAUCCACGACCACGACGAGCUUAGGAGUGCGGACGAAUUGGGCCGACUGCCGUCGAGCGAAUCUAUGCGUGAGUCGCAUAUGGACUUCAUGCAGAAGGCAUUGGUCCCCACCCUAGCAUCUUCUUACCCGCAAGGAGUUUCGUCCACAUAUGCCUUGGAGGCCCGUUCACAAGAAUCAGAGUCGGAUACACAAAGCUCCGAAGAAGAGUCAAGGUCGAUAAUCCCGGAGGUUGUUCGAAGAGCGGCAGCCAACUUCAACGGAAUAGAAACCCUGGUGAACUUGACACCAAGAUUGGAAAGUCUAACCAACCUUGCGAGCAGGUUCGAUGGCCGAUCUCGACCCGCUACGCCGUCUGCUGAGCUUAAGAGAGCAUACAACCGCAUCGAGGAGAGCUUGAGUCCGAUCGGCGCCUUGAAGCCAAACACUAUCGGACUCGAACCCGGCACUCAAUCUUCGACGAUACGCCUUGCCGAGACACUGUGCAACACCUUGGCUUUUACUGUCUCGAGCAUGGAGAUCUCAUACCGAGGGGUUCCGAAUUCCCCAGAAGGCGAGACUGGAACAUUCCUUGACUCAAUCUCUGAGCAGAGCAUGAAGACUCUUCGCAUUCUUUCGGAGACCGUUCGCACUGCGACUGCAGCCGCUGCCGUUAAAAGCGGUGUUCCCGAAUAUCUCAGAGAGUCCAGAGUACAUGGUUCAUGGGCACAUCAGCUAAAGAAAGUUUUCGGAGACGACUCUGGCGAGAACCCAGCACUUUCUAACGCUUCCUUGUUCGGGCACGACAUUUUCAGCUUCUUUGCGAAUUGUGCGGUCAAUGAAGUGCCGAUGGGUCAAAGUAUGCACCACGUUCUUAGACUGUGCUAUUCAGCUGAGCUAGUCAAAGUCAUUGUUACGUUCUUGUGCCGCGAUUCUCUCCGAGAGGCCUCGCAGACCAGUCAGACAGGUACCUGGGACGUUUCGGAUAUCAAGCUGUUCCAGAAGUGGUGCAAGGACCAGGAUGAUGUACAAUUCAGCCCACACAUCUCUUCCUCACGCCUCGCCGAGCAAAGCUUCUGGGAGUUGGAGUGGGAAGCACCAGCCCUCAGCAAGGUGAUCGACGCUUACGCUCUUACAUUCUUGAGAAAGGCUCUGCUGUUGACUCACAUACAUUUCGGUAUGGAUUUUGCGGACUUUAACGCAAAUGCAGAGCUGCCGGAGUUGCAACGUCUAGCUAAGGUCCUCCGUCUACCUAGACCUCAAGAAGUAGUGGCCCAACUUGGCCAUGAUGAGCAGAUUCAGGCGCUCGCAGCGCGUUGGGUAGAUAGCGUUCUUGUCAGUACUGCCACGAAGGAGAGGAUGCGUGCGGAUGCGCAGUAUCUCGGCCACCCUGCCAUCUUCGAGCUCGUUGGCCUGCCUAAGCACUAUGAUACUUUGACCGAGGAAGCUAUCAAGCGCCGCUGUCCUACGACAGGCAAGGAAGUAUCGGAUCCCGCCAUCUGCCUGUUCUGUGGUGAGAUCUUCUGCAGCCAAGCCAGUUGCUGCAUGACGGAUCGGAACAAGGGCGGUUGCUUCCAGCAUCGCGAGAAAUGCAGCGGUAACAUCGGCAUUUUCAUCAACAUCCGCAAGUGUAUGGUACUGUUCCUACAUCACAACCACGGUAGCUGGUACCAUGCGCCUUACCUUGACCGUCACGGCGAAGUCGACCCUACACUUCGUCGUCACCACCAGCUCUUCCUAAAUCAGAAGAGAUACGACAAGCUGCUCAGGGAGGCAUGGCUUAAUCACGGUGUGCCUAGUGUUAUCUCCAGAAGACUUGAGGGUGAUAUGAACACUGGAGGAUGGGAGACGCUAUAGAAUUAUCACAUCAGUAGUGGGUAGUAUUAUGCAUCGGUUUGGCGUUAUUGAGUGCUCGCAUACAUAGAUUAUAGCACUGUCAAUCUUAACUCGUUGAUUGGG